Hibiscus syriacus is the source of this 1654-nucleotide messenger RNA. RefSeq lists its product as uncharacterized. Bases 181 to 1380 code for a protein of 399 amino acids. The record is from RefSeq and is a predicted model, not a curated record. NCBI's taxonomy places the organism in Eukaryota, Viridiplantae, Streptophyta, Magnoliopsida, Malvales, Malvaceae. The transcript is spliced from 15 exons. Gene Ontology annotation, molecular function: protein binding.
CCUCUCACCCGCCAUUGAAUCAACCCCAAAACCAGCAACGACGCCUUUUCAUUUCGCGAGAUAAAUCAAUAGAACAAUUGUUUGGAUGUUAAAUUGGAGUUUGGGUUGAUGUUAGUUUAUUUAUUUCGGAAUUAAAGACUUUGGUUAGUUACUUCAGAUAUUAAGAGCUCCAUCAUUACCAUGUGGAUUGCAGCAGCAUCGACGUCGAUUUCUACCUUGUCUUUCUUUAAUAUACAAUGCUCUGAUUCUAACCCUAAACGGGGCUUUGGUCCCAGAAAAUCCACGCCAAAGGCAAACAAGACUAGCACAUCAAGCGAGAAGGGUUUGAAUUUACAAUCAAGGAAAUCAGAUAGUAAGCAGUCUGGUCCUUCACCUGCGCAGGCUCCUGGUUUAAGUGUUCAAUUUGAUGGGAAAUCUAACAGCAACUCCUUGGACAUUGACUUUGAGGAAAGGCUUGCAGCAAUUAGAAGGGCUGCAGUUGAACAGAAAAAGGCGGAGGAGCAGAAAGAUUUUGGACCAAUUGACUAUGAUGCACCUGUUGAACCAGAGAAGAAAACAAUUGAUCUUGGUACUAAGAUUGGAGUAGGAAUAGCUGUUGUGGUCUUUGGGCUGGUUUUUACUCUUGGAGACUUUCUUCCUGGAAGUGUUAAUCCACCAGAGGAAGCUGCAGUGAUUGACAAGAAACUGUCACAAGAACAGAAAGAUACUCUUGAGGUUAGACUGAAACAGUUUGAGGCUACCCUAAGUGCCUCCCCAAAAGAUGCAACUGCACUUGAAGGAGCAGCAGUUACGUUGACAGAAUUAGGUGAUUAUGCACGAGCAGCUUCUAUGCUUCAGGAGUUGGCCAAGGAGAAAACUAGUGACCCUGAAGUUUUCCGUUUGCUUGGAGAAGUUAAAUAUGAACUUAGGGAUUAUGAUGGCAGUGCUGCUGCUUAUAAACUUUCUGAUGCGGUGUCCAAAGAUGUCGACUUUGAGGUUUUACGUGGCCUUACAAAUGCAUUGAUUGCUGCUAAAAGGCCAUAUGAGGCUGUUCAAUACCUUCUGUCCUCUCGUGAACGCCUGAAUAUGGAAAGGUCAACUCGUCCUAAUUUCAAGGCUGACAGCAGUAAUAUGGAAACAGAGCCACAGAAUCUGGACCCUAUUCAGAUUGAUUUACUACUUGGAAAAGCCUAUUCAGACUGGGGGCACAUUAGUGAUGCAGUAGCUGUUUACGACCAACUAAUUUCUAGCCAUCCAAAUGACUUCCGAGGUUACUUAGCCAAGGGAAUUAUUUUGAAAGAAAAUGGCAAUGCUGGGGGUGCAGAGAGGAUGUUUAUACAAGCUCGAUUUUUUGCCCCCGAGAAGGCUAAAGCACUCGUAGAGCGCUACUCAAGACGGUGAAAGUUUCGGUGACUACAUGGGUAUUCCUCACAAGCCUCUCUGAUGUGAGUCAGCCACAUUCUUUAAAGAUGAUUAAUUAUAUGGUGAUAAUGUAGUUUUUCGUUUCAGUUUUGUCUCCGCUUUAGUUCCAAGAAUAUUGAAGUUUUCCCGUCAAAUUCAAUCGUAAGAUCGGCACGUUUCGUUCUUUUAUAUCCACAUGAACAUUUCAUUGGCAAAAAAUGUAGCAUAGGUGACAGCCACAUUCAUAGCAAAUAGUAAUGAACUCAAAUCCGUU